This is a messenger RNA of Ilex paraguariensis (yerba mate), 2940 nucleotides long. NCBI's taxonomy places the organism in Eukaryota, Viridiplantae, Streptophyta, Magnoliopsida, Aquifoliales, Aquifoliaceae. The record is from the annotation of a GenBank genome assembly.
AUGCUAUUUAUGGCUUCCUUGGCUUCCCUGGUGAGUUUGGGAAGCGUGAAUAUGAUUUCUACCGGUCAUUUUGAUGGACCCAAUUCUUUUGUCCGGAGAGUUUAUGUUGCGAAAAAUGGAAGUAGUUUUCACAAAUUUUGGAGUGGGAAGAGGUGGAGGUAUGUGGGGGUGUGUAGAUAUUCAGUGGCAACUGAUUACAUUACAGAACAAGGGACUUCGGUUUCCCUUGAUUCAACAAAUAGGGGAGACAAAGACACUGACGCUGGCCUUGUUCUCAAAGCAGCUCCAAAGCCAGUAAUUAAAUCCGUGUCUAAGGUUGAGCCUUGUUUGAAUAUGCCAUGGGACGCAGCAAAACUUGGUGGGGAUUCUGCUGAUGAAAAGGUGAAUGAUGGUGACGAAGAGAGAAACAAGGUGAUCGAGUCAUUGGGAGAGGUAUUGGAAAAGGCGGAGAGGCUAGAAAGCGGUGAGAAGGCAAGUGUGUCAAUUAAAAAAACACUACCCAAUCCGAGUAUUGACCAAAGGAAUGGUAAACCAGUUAAUUCAGCUGCCAGUAAGAAGGCUAAGACUUUGAAGAGUGUGUGGCGGAAGGGGAACCCUGUUGCUACUGUACAAAAAGUUGUUAAGGAAUCUCCUAAGAUUGAGAAGGUCAUGAAAGAGGGACCAAGAACAGCGGAAAUUGGGAAGGUUGAAUCUCAAACCGUUGCUCCUCUAAGAACCCCUCAGCCACCUCAGCGAGUUCAGCCAAAGUUGCAAGCAAAACCUUCUGUAGCUCCUCCUCCACCUGUGAUCAAGAAGCCUGUUAUUUUGAAGGAUGUUGGGGCAGCUCCAAAGUUUCCUGGUACUGAUGGAACUGCCUCGGCUGCAAAGACAAAAGAUCGCAAGACAAUAUUGGUCGACAAGUUUGCAACUAAGAAACCAGUGGUUGAUCCUCUGAUUGCUCAAGCUGUUUUGGCUCCUCCAAAACCGGGAAAGAUCCCUGCACCCGGGAAGUUCAAAGAUGAAUUUCGUAAGAGGAGUGGUCCAUCUGGAGGAUCACGUAGGCGUAUGGUUAAUGAUGUUGAGAUUCCUGAUGAGGAGGCAUCAGAACUCAAUGUUUCUAUUCCUGGUGCUUCUACGGCAAGGAAGGGGAGAAAAUGGAGUAAGGCAAGUCGUAAGGCAGCUAGACUCCAGGCAGCUAAAGAGGCUGCACCGGUCAAAGUAGAUAUUUUGGAGGUAGGUCAAGAAGGUAUGUUGACAGAGGAGUUAGCCUACAACUUGGCUAGCAGUGAAGGUGAAAUCCUUGGAUAUUUAUACUCGAAGGGGAUUAAGCCUGAUGGGGUGCAAAAGCUGAGCAAAGACAUGGUGAAAAUGAUAUGCAAGGAGUAUGAGGUGGAAGUCAUUGAUGCAGCUGCUGUUAGGGUGGAGGAAAUGGCGAAAAAGAAGGAAUUUCUUGUUGAAGAGGAUUUGGACAAGUUAGAAGACAGGCCUCCUAUCCUUACCAUUAUGGGUCAUGUUGAUCAUGGAAAGACAACCCUUUUGGAUUAUAUUAGGAGGAGCAAGGUGGUGGCAUCUGAAGCUGGUGGGAUAACACAAGGAGUUGGUGCCUAUAAGGUUCAGGUGCCUGUUGAUGGAAAGAUGCAAACAUGCGUUUUUCUUGAUACUCCAGGGCAUGAGGCAUUUGGGGCCAUGCGAGCUCGUGGAGCAAGGGUUACAGAUAUUGCUGUUAUUGUAGUGGCUGCUGAUGAUGGGAUCCGUCCUCAAACAAAUGAGGCCAUAGCUCAUGCCAAAGCAGCUGGGGUGCCAAUUGUGAUAGCCAUAAAUAAGAUUGACAAGGAGGAAGCUAAUCCAGAGAGAGUCAUGCAAGAGCUUUCUUUGAUUGGUCUUAUGCCAGAGGAUUGGGGUGGAGAGAUCCCAAUGGUCCAGAUCAGCGCUCUAAAAGGGGAAAAUGUGGAUGAUUUGUUGGAAACCAUCAUGCUUGUUGCAGAGUUGCAAGAGUUGAAGGCUAAUCCUCACAGAGAUGCAAUGGGCACAGUCAUUGAGGCAGGUCUUGAUAAAUCUAAAGGACCUAUUGCUACAUUCAUUGUGCAGAAGGGCACACUGAAACGAGGGGACAUAGUAGUUUGUGGUGAAGCCUUUGGGAAGGUGCGGGCUUUAUUUGAUGAUGGUGGAAAACGAGUUGAUGAAGCUGGCCCCUCAGUACCAGUACAGGUGAUAGGACUGAAUAAUGUUCCAUGUGCUGGUGAUGAAUUUGAGGUUGUUGGCUCCCUCGAUGCUGCACGUGAAAAGGCUGAGUUACGGGCAGAGUCAUUACGAGAUGAACGUAUAUCAGCCAAGGCUGGGGAUGGGAAGGUUACGCUUUCUUCCUUGGCUUCUGCAGUUUCUGCAGGAAAGCAUGGGUUAGACUUGCACCAGCUGAAUAUUAUAAUGAAAGUUGAUGUCCAGGGUUCCAUUGAAGCAGUCAGACAAGCCCUACAGGUGCUUCCACAAGAUAAUGUCACUUUGAAGUUCCUCUUGCAAGCAACUGGGGAUGUGAACACUAGUGACAUUGAUCUUGCGGUGGCAAGCAAAGCCAUUAUUUUUGGAUUUAACGUGAGAAUACCUGGUCCUGUCAAGAGCUAUGCAGAAAACAAAGGAGUUGAGAUUCGGCUAUACAGAGUUAUUUAUGAUCUUAUUGAUGAUGUCCGGAAGGCAAUGGAGGGACUCCUGGAGCUUGUUGAGGAACAAGUACCAAUUGGUUCAGCAGAAGUUCGUGCAAUAUUCAGCAGUGGCAGUGGUCGUGUAGCUGGAUGCAUGGUAACAGAAGGAAAAGUAGUGAAAGAUUGCAGCAUCCGGGUUUUGAGAAAAGGAAAAACAAUCUCCACCGGUAUUCUUGAUUCUCUGAAGCGGGUUAAGGAGGUUGUGAAAGAGUUCUCUGUCCCAUAUCGUGGCGUACCAUGGGCCUAUGGUAAUCUAGUGCACUAG